AUGAGUAUGGGAAAGAAAAGUGGGAAGAAAGCCUCUAUGGCUUUUUCAUUGUUUACUGCUAGUGCUCUACUAGUUGUGAUCAUUGCUAUGAGCUUUCCACCUCUGACAAAUGCUGCUUACAAGUCUCUAGGACCAGGAAAAAUUAAGCCUAGAUCUCCCCCAACACCACCAAAGAAGCCAGUUUAUAUGCCUCCAACACCACCCAAGAAGCCAAUUUAUGUGCCUAAACCACCCAAGAAGGCAACACCACCACCACCAAAGAAGCCGGGGAAGCCAGUAAAACCACCACCGCCGUACAUGCCAGAACAUGUGCAAUCAACGGAAUCUAUCCCUGAUAGAAUUCCACUGGUACCAAUAAUAAGAAAACUUCCACCAUUAGUAAGAAAACUUCCACCAUUUAAGAAACCACCAACGUUUCCAAAACCACCGGUGAAGAAAUUUCCACCGAUAUUCAAGAAGUCUCCACCUCCAUCACCAAAGAUGAAGAAGAAGUUCCCACCACCACCACCAAAGAAGAAAUCUCCACCACUUUACUAA
Papaver somniferum (opium poppy) is the source of this 537-nucleotide messenger RNA. Its product is annotated as extensin-1-like. The transcript has a single exon. Bases 1 to 537 code for a protein of 178 amino acids. NCBI's taxonomy places the organism in Eukaryota, Viridiplantae, Streptophyta, Magnoliopsida, Ranunculales, Papaveraceae. The record is from RefSeq and is a predicted model, not a curated record.